AUGAUGUUUCCACUGCGACUGGGGAAGUGGGCCAAAGUUCUAUAUUUACUCUCUCUCACAUCGCCUGUCGUGGAGAGCAAAAUCGAUCGCAAGUCGAUUGUCCAGCAGUAUAAUAUCAAGCUCAGCCAAUCGAACCCAUACAGCCCGGUUCAGGUUGGCAACGGAAACUUCGCGUUCGGUGUAGACAUUACCGGACUCCAGACCUUUCUGCCGCACAAUACUCUUUCAUCCUGGGGAUGGCACAACCAAUCUCUGCCAACGACACCAAAUCAAACGCUUCCAUCAGACUACACCGGUGUUGACUGGUGGACCCACGAUCGCCUCGUCAACUAUGCGCAGCCCAACCCAGAACAGAAGGACAUCAGUCAAUGGAUGAUUGCGAACCCACAUCGUAUUAAUUUGGGAAGAGUUGGACUGUGGUUCGGCGGCAUCGCAGGAGGGAACGUCACCGAAGACCUACUUGCUGGUAAAGAGCAGGUGCUGGAGCUCUGGGAAGGUGUCAUCAAAUCCACUUUCUUUAUCAACGGAGAAAAGGUUGUGGUGACAACUGUUGCAAGUCCGGAAACGGACACUAUCGCUGUAGACAUAUCGUCCAGCCUAGUGAGGACUGCAGGACUGGGCGCUUUCUUCGAUUUCCCGUAUGCGACUGGGAAAAAUAAGUUCGACGCACCAUUUGUUGGUCUCUUCAACGCUACUUCCAACCAUUCCACGACGGAUGAAUACAGGAACAAAGGUGCGACAAUCACGCAUGUACUAGAUGCAACAACAUAUACGGCCGAUAUCGCUUGGGAAGGUUAUGCCCGCCUCUCGCGCCUGCACAGAAACGAGCACAAAUACAUCCUAGCCGCCAGUCAGAGAUCUGAGACGCUCUCUUUCACUGUUACAUACGCUCCUUGGGUGGCCAAUGUCUCUUACACUGCAGAGUCAGUCAAGCAAAAGUCACAAAGCUGGUGGGCAGACUACUGGUCGACUGGUGCAUUCGUGUCACUUCCAUCGGCCAACAAUGCCUCUGCGAAUGAGCUACAGCGUCGCACAAUCCUUUCUCAGUAUCUUCUCGCGGUCAACGGGGCUGGUAAAGAUCCCCCACAAGAGUCUGGCUUGGUGAACAAUGGAUGGUACGGCAAAUUUCACCUGGAAAUGGUCUUCUGGCAUCUAGCCCAUUGGAUGUUCUGGGAGAAAUGGGACCUCUAUGAUCGCAGUAUCGGCGUCUAUGAGCGCUUUCUACCCAGCAGCUUCGAACGGGCUGAAAAGCAAGGAUACGAAGGCGCGCGCCUCGGCAAGAUGAGUGACCCAAGCGGUCGAUCUGCGCCAGGCGAGAUCAACAGCCUACUCAUCUGGCAACAACCGCAUCCCAUGUACUUCGCCGAGAUGGAAUACCGAUCUUUCCCGACCGAAAAGACUCUCGAGAAAUGGGAUGAGGUUCUGACAGGCGUGGCGGACUUCAUGGCCAGUUAUGCCUUCUGGAAUUCCACAACGAAUCAAUACGAUCUUGGGCCGCCCAUGUAUCCAGUCUCUGAGAAUACUAAUCCCAACGAGACGAUUAAUCCGACGUUCGAGCUAGCGUACUGGCGCUUUGGUCUCGACGUAGCGUCGAAGUGGCAAGCGCGGCAAAACAAAUCUACUCCGGAGUCCUGGGUACACGUACGAGACAACCUAGCGCCUUUCCCCAUUGAAGAGAACGCGUAUGUGACGUAUGAGGGUAUACCAAAUAUGUGGACUACCCCCGAAUAUACGGAAGAUCAUCCAGGACUUCUGGGUAUAUAUGGCUGGUUGCCCCCAGACACUCGCGUGAACAUGACAAUCUUCAACAACACCAUCACCAAAGUACAUGAGACCUGGAACUUUCCCUUUUCUUACGGCUGGGAUUUCCCGUUGCUGGCAAUCACUGAAGCUAGGAGAGGAGAUGCGGAACGCGCUGUUAGUCAGUUGCUUGACGUGAACAAUGCUUUUGAUGAAGUAGGAAUGCCAGAGGGGGGAACAAGAGUGCCUACGCCGUAUUUUCCGAGCUCAGCGGGCUUACUGCUUGCGGUGGGGAUGAUGUGUGGUGGCUGGGAUGGGUAUAAAGGGCCAGUAUGGCCGUCGCACUGGGAUGUAGAGUGUGAGGGUUUUACGCGGGCCAUGUAG
This is a messenger RNA of Alternaria ethzedia, 2124 nucleotides long. RefSeq lists its product as uncharacterized. Bases 1 to 2124 code for a protein of 707 amino acids. The transcript has a single exon. The record is from RefSeq and is a predicted model, not a curated record. NCBI's taxonomy places the organism in Eukaryota, Fungi, Ascomycota, Dothideomycetes, Pleosporales, Pleosporaceae. Gene Ontology annotation, biological process: carbohydrate metabolic process.